UAAGAUARCUGUWAUGGCGGCUGUGGUACAAAUGUCUGCUGGUCAAAUUUUACCGAUGAAUGUAGAGCUCGACAACAUUCUUCGCCAAAUACACGCUUCUUACACACCAGAGAURCGUAAAGAUGUUGUUAAUUUUACUAAAGAGAACUUGCAAGGUGAAUAUAAAGGUUUUAAGUCUGGYGARGAYCUUCCUGAYGUUUUAAAUACRAUGAAAAAACAAGGACAAAUAGGCCCUUYGAACACYGAACCAUUGAAAUAUUAUGUUAAAAAUGCAAGUAAAGAAAACAGGAAGAUGCUUCUGAAAAAGGUACAUGAUUUCAAAUUGAAAUACCAGAAUACAGAUAACAGAGAUUUUGUUGGAAGGCAAASAGAUGUUGACAUUGUUCUUUCUACUAUAGAAGAUUCAAAAAGCAAUGUUAUAAAUGUAUUUGGCGAGAAAGGAGUUGGAAAAACAACSUUUGCARGCAAAGUUGCAGAGAAGCUUGCCCUACCAGAACAGAUACACUCUGUUGAUUUACAGCAAGCACGCGAUGUCACUACCAUAAUAAGCUCAAUUUUGCUGGCUUUUAACAACCCGAAGGCAAUUAUUCCAAGCAAGGAAGUAGUGUACGAAAUGAUUGAAAAUCUUGAGAAGCAUUCUGUUAUAAUUUURGACAAUUUUGUUCUAAAUCAAAGCAAAGAUCUUGAGCUUCAACUAAAUGAGUUCAUCACUUUCCUUAAGGAAGCAACAGAGCACGACAAGGGAAACAACUUAACCAUCAUGAUUACAUCACAUUCUGUGCUGRCAAUAGACUUUAUUAAGGAUCACAGAUUAGAAGCACUUUCAUCUGACAACUCUGCUGAAUUACUAAAAGAAGUUUGUGCAGAUGAAUCCACAAAAGAUCAAAUUGGGCAUUUGUGUAAAAAUUCCCCUCUUCAUUUACAAACAACUGUUGCUGUUUUGAGGGAAAAGCUUACAGAGCCACAAGAGGUACUUGAUAAAUGCCAAUCAAAAAGCCAACAAGAUAUAAGUAAUGUUCUUACACAGGCCUUUGAAGUGUUYUCACCAAAUAUGAAAAAAGUGGCAAUUACUCUCUCAAUGUUUCAAAGUCCAUUCACCAUCAACUUAGCCGCUAUGCUUUUAAAAUGUUCAUCGAGUGAAGCAAACUUAUAUUUGGGAAGUUUGAAGUUCAGGCACUUUCUMUCCUUGGUAAACAAGAAAUAUUCCAUGCAUUCUUUAGCUAAGGAAGUCUUAGCAAAGAAAGGUAAAGAGAAGAACCAUGUUGACACAUACAAUGAAGCUCAGGAAACKUUUUCAAGACUUUUUGUGAAGAGAGCAAAAGAAAUCUCAGAUCUGUCAGACAAAGACUAUAUUAAAAUGUACCUUCAAAUUCAGAAAGAGAAGCAUAAUAUAAAUUUUGCUUUUAAGAUAUCAUUUGAAAGAGGUUUUCUAUUAACUUCAAGUGAGUUUCGUGAUAAUUUCCAUGUUUCUGUGAUUGCCAAGUGUUUGCAGAUAGGACAUGAAAGAGCUGAGCUUUUCAGAGAUUUAAGUGCAGCAGCUUUAAGCAGAGGUGAAGUAGUGUCAUACAUUCAUUUUUCAAGUCAAUUGAUAUUGGUGCUUUUGGAAAAGACUUCAACCAAAACAGAAGCAAGAGAAGUGCUAAAAGAGAUUGGAGAAACCUUGCAAGAAGCGCCAAUAGAUUCAAGUACCGCUUKCUUAUUAGCGGAGAGCAGUUAUGAAUUCGCCAAAGGAGAAAUUGCGUAUAAUGACUUUCACAACAAGAUAUGCAGCCGAGAGCAGUUUGACGAAGGGAUGGCCUGCCAUAAAAAAUGUUUACAAACAAGAAAAGAGUUGUUAGGAGAUCACACCGAGACAACAAGAUCCUUAAAUGCUGUGGGGAACUGYUUCAUGGAGCUCGAAGAACACGAGAUAGCUUUACAUUACUUCACACAAGCUAUAGAAAUGAGAAAACGSCUCUCAGGUGACAARGAGCACAUCGACAGUCCUACUUUCAUGAACCAAGUAGCUACCAUYCAUGAAGAGAUGGGAAAAAAGUUUAAGAGUCAGUCACGAAAAAGCAAAAUGCCCGAAAAGAAAGAGCUUUUCUUCCAAGCUCAACGUGAAUUCCAACAAGAAGUGGAUAAAUUCMAGGAAGCCUUGGACAUGGAAAAAAGACUYCACAUAUAUGGAAAUAUUCGCACUGCAACGUUCUACAGGAACCUCAGCAAUGCAUAUUCUUACCUUGAGAAAUACAAAGAGGCUUACAUCUAUGCAAAGAAAGCCCUUCGCAUUAGAAAGAAGWUACUUGGYAUAGAUGUGGACACAGUUCGYAGCUACUACCAGAUCGGUGUUGCUUAUGAAUGGCUUGAUAAGUCAAAGAAAGCGCUAAAGUAUUAUUACAAGGCUUAUAAUAUGGAGAAUAAAUUGCCCCCUGGAGAAAGAAGUCGAGUUAAGUUGAAGAUUGAAGGAAAAAUCCAGAGUUUAUUGGGCGAUAUCGAGGAAGCUGUAGAAUAUGACAGCAGAACUGAUGAGGAAGUUAUGACUUCAGAUGACGAGGAUGCUGAUAAAAAGACUGCAGAAGAGGAAAUAUACUACUCAGACGAAUCAUCGUCCGGAUUUGGCUCGUCUGAUGAAGAAGAAACAGAGCCUGAAAUUGAUGYGUUGUCAAGKCCUUCCAMAGAGCCGCCCAAACCUACACUGACUCCUAGUGAACCGUUGGAAAGAGACGAAACAUUGCUGACCUCUGGCGAGGAAGACACUCUAUCAGAAGUACCCUUUGCAAUGAAAGGCUAUACAUUGUUACCCUUGAAUGCCUUUGACGAUGAAGAAGAAAUUGACUCAGAAGAAGUUGAAUGUGAAGAUGUCGAGGAGAGCAAGCUAAUUGGAUCAAAUGAGUGCGUCUGGAAGAUUAAAGACUCUGGGGUUCUUCUGUAUUUUGAGCCCAACACAUUAGAAUCAGACAUAAUGGUGAAGUGCCUUCUACGCAGUCCGAUUCCAAAUCCUUUGGACCCAGGAGAAACUCUGGUCAGUAGGGUCGUCCAUCUAGAAGCCAAGAAAAUGUCAGUAAACAAAUCUUUUACUGAAGUAAUUCCACAUAGUGGACCAACUYRCACCAAAGGCUAUGAAGUUAUUGUCAAGGAGUUCUGUGAAGAGACAAAUUCUUGGAGAGAUGUUGAUGGUGACUUGUAUACAAAUGUACAGAAUGAAAAAGACCUUCCUAURGAUAACAUCUUGUCCAGCGCCAAAAACAUGAAAUUUCCAUCUAUUUGUUUGAAAAGGCAGAGUGUUGGUAUCGUAUGUGUUGUGUCACGUUUAGUAUCCGACACAAUGUCUGUGGAGUCUUCAAGAUGUACUUUAACUUCGUCAGUUUUCCCUGACAUUUGUGUUGAGCUACAAGAGGACACAUUCAAAGGUUAUGCAGAGGUUUCUCURAAGGUCCAUCCACUUCCCAAAAGGCUUUUCAAGUCGACCAAGGUUUGCUGUGGACCAGUGAUUGAAUUAUCGAUGUCUGACGCACCUUCUKAUGAUAUUCUCAAACCAGUUAAAGUGAAGCUCCCUCWCCCGUUGKUUUUUCACCGCGAUGAGCCAMAGCMAGGMGACCUUCGAAUAUUGUACAAUGAACGUGAUGAUGGAAAUGGUGAAUGGAAGGACAUCACGGAUAACAUUAUUUUGGAUGUUCAUGGAAAUGUUGUAGAGAUGAAAAUCAACCAUUUCUCACUGUUUUUGCCAGUUUGGCUAAAGGACUCUAAGAAUGCCGAGAACGUCGUUCCAAAUGUCAAAAGAUUGCUUUCCAAAGUUUUUGGYAAAUCGCCCAUGAGUGCUUUCUUCAGCGUAAGCCUCGAUUGCCGUGUAGGUUACAAAGCAACGCUGAAAGUUAGUGUAAAACCGUCACAUAUGGACAGGAAGAGUAAUUCAUUAGAGGAUCUUUACGACAAAGAGAAAGUCACCGUAAAGCUUAUUGGUGGUGUAAAGCGAUUUGAACACGAGACAGAUCGUCUUAAUAAUCCAUUUACAAUAAGUUUUGAUCACCAAUGCGAAAGAGAAAGAGGAUUGCACGUCCUUGUCCAAGAGAACAGGUGCACUUGUCAAUUCAAAGGUUUUGAAAGAAGCGAGGUGUUUUGUGAAGUUCCAUUCCUAUUACCAGACAUCGAAGAGCUCACUCCCAAAGAWUUCUUUGGAAUUCCACUUGAGGACGAUAUUCUGUCAGACACUGCGAUCGAAGAUGUUGUGUCAAACUGUCGUAAAGUUUUAUCUCAGAUGACUUCACAGAAAGAWMUUAGAGAUAUUCUAGACAAAACGACCGAAGAACGUUUCGAAAGCAAGGCUAUUCAAUAUUUCUAUCAGAAAAUAGCUCACAAAGUCUACGAAGAGCAAGUUUUUGAUGCUGUUGUCAGUGCACAAGCGAAAUUCGACGGAGGUCUACAUGUUAAAGAACUCCUGGAAAAAGGUCGAGCAAUGGUUGAAAAACCUAUCGAUGAAGGAACUAUACGUGCAAUUUCACCAAUGGUCGUCGAGUUCUGCCAGGAUAUUGCUAUGGCACUUGAYCUGACAGAAAAAUAUGAAAAAAAUAGAUGGAAUUUGUCAGAGGAAAAACAAUUCCAAGAGAUAAUGAAGGCGUGGAGAAGUCGCUCAGGCAGUUCAGCAAACUUGCAUUCCCUUAUGAAAGUCAUGCUCAAGAUAAAUUGCGAAAGAGGCAGGGACGAACUGUUAUGUCGUUAUAAGGAAAUACUUAGUGGCAAAGUCAGUCAAGCUCACGAAGCGUUAACGUUUCAUGAAGUGUACACAGAGAGUACUUCUACUACCCCUAAUUUCGCUGGGCAACUGGAAGGCUUGUCRCAUACACCCAACGAACAGAGCACCUCGGAGGAAAAUUAUUCCGAUCCUUCCAUAACAAGYAACACGGACGAUAGCAAUGAUUCCUCCUUGUUUUAUUACAGCGUGUGUCUAUUCGUUGCAGCUGCGGGCUUCCUUUUUUAUAGAUACAUUAGGAAAUAGAUGAAAUCUAAAUAUUUUAAAUGCUUGCGCUAAAACUUCUUAAAUAUUCAAAACGAAGUUAAAAAGUUCCAACUUCGCACAAUGAGCGACARGGCUGACGYUCAGUUGUAUUUAUUCAGAAAGUUCUUUUGAGAAGAACGCUAAAAUAUGGUUCAGAAAUUAGAAAGUUAAUAAACAGAUUGUAAGAGCUCAGAUGAAAAUGGCGUUCUAAACGAGCCUUGUAUAAUUACUUGGUAUACAUUCAUGUUAAUACUGCAUCAAAUGUAUUAAUGUAAAUAAUAUGUAAUCAUUCGUCUUAAAAAGACAAUAACUAUCUUAUAGCUUUUUUAAUUUUUAUAAAAGGAAAUUUGCUAAUGUAAUUUUCAAAAUACUCUAAGUUAAAAACUUCAUAAUAAUCCAUUUUGUAGCUAAAAUUAAUAAAGGUUAUAUGUAUUCUAGGAAUUCCUAUCGGUUUUGUAAACAAUAAACUYCGUCUAUUAAAUUUUGACAAUGACAAUUGCCCUAGUUCAUUAUGACGUCACAUCAAAACAUUCUAUUGUUUUAACGCUAAGGAUUAUGGUCGCCAGAAGGGA
Messenger RNA from Exaiptasia diaphana, 5547 nucleotides. RefSeq lists its product as uncharacterized. The transcript is spliced from 12 exons. NCBI's taxonomy places the organism in Eukaryota, Metazoa, Cnidaria, Anthozoa, Actiniaria, Aiptasiidae. The coding region runs from base 14 to 4975 and encodes 1653 amino acids. Gene Ontology annotation, molecular function: protein binding; ATP hydrolysis activity. The record is from RefSeq and is a predicted model, not a curated record.